Messenger RNA from Trichoderma citrinoviride, 1542 nucleotides. RefSeq lists its product as hypothetical. The coding region runs from base 1 to 1542 and encodes 513 amino acids. The record is from RefSeq and is a predicted model, not a curated record. NCBI's taxonomy places the organism in Eukaryota, Fungi, Ascomycota, Sordariomycetes, Hypocreales, Hypocreaceae. The transcript has 8 exons.
AUGUCGAACAACCGCCACUCCUUGUUUGUCGAGGUACUUGAAGCCGUCUGGCGUCAUUUAAAAGCGCUCAUGGGAACCGUCUAUUUCAACGGAGAUGAGACGAAGAAUAAGCCUGGAAAACUUGCGGCAGGUUCUGUGGCGACGAAUAUGGCCUUCAAGUUGGCCCGUAGCAUAGAAAAGGAACUAGACCUGCUCCUUAAAAUGGGAGGCGGUGCUCUUGUCGCAAAUCGAUAUUUCGUCGCCCUGUGCGCAGCUUUCGGCAUUCCCAAGGAGAGGAAGCAACAGCCGGGUGAUCCCUACAAUCUGGACGCCUACGAUCUGGCAGACGCUUGCAUGAUGAACAGCUUGACAAUCCUUGCCAGCUACCUCUCUUUUGGCUGGUAUGACGAGAAGAUGGGUGGCUCCUCACAGACGAAUCGCCAAAAAUGGAAGCCAGAUAUGUCAGCAAUUCUCGAAGUCAUGCCGGAUGUGAGCUUUCCGGCUACGAAGACUGGCCGCGCAUCUGUGAUGGAUGAAAUAAUCUGUGAGAUGUCCUUCUUGAUCAUUAGGCGAACAAAAGACGUGCCUUAUUGGUUGGCUUGGACCCUUCAAAUUUACUUGGACAUCCUGCAGUCCCUUGGAGGCGAAUGUGAUCGAGGAUAUCGAGAAAUGCAGCAAGACAUAUGGGACGAAGACCCAACGUGGGUUGCUCGCAAAGUGAUGGUUAAUCAGGCGAUGUGGCCAAACAGAACUGCACCGCCAUUCAAGUCCCUGCGGCGGAAUCCCAUCCACUGCGGCCUCUUGCUACACAACAUGCAUUGUAGCUUGCACUUAUCUGGCCGGCCAUAUGCCGCAAUGCCCAAAGCUCUUGUGGGAGCAACACAGCUCUACCAUGCACUUCGCCAGGAGAAGGUGCUUGCCGACGGCCUCAUGCAGGGUACUCCGACACUCUUUAUAAACAGUGACAAUCGAAGGAAUCUGAAGUUCAUGGGAUACGUUUCCUCACAAACCAAUCACCGCCUGGAACAUCCUGGAGCGAGUUACCCGUGGUCACCUGCUGCAGUCGAGAACACUGUGAUGAUGGCAUUUAUAGACAGUAUACAGACAGCAGGGAACACUUUGAAACAGAGUAUAAGGAAAAAGUGGCACAAGCAAGGGUUUCUUGAGCAUGCUGGACUCCUCCCUCCUGGUUUGAUACGCAAGCUUGCCUUGAGCAUCCAAGAUGAAAUCCCGAAAAUCUUACUCAACUUGUUCAAUAUGCACGGCGAAGCAUGGGAUUUACUCGGGAGGUUGAAAGAAGGCUUUACGAGUAUCUCGGGCCUUGGUCCUUUGUCGUUCAAGUCGGACAAACUGCCACUCAUGACCGGCCUUGCUUUUCCACUUGCUGCGGGCCAGAUGAGCCUGCAGGGUGACAAGAGAAUAGAGCAGUCAGGUAUGUUGGUGCAUAUUGCGGCAGAUGCCGUGCAGAAAGUGGUUCGAUUGGAGGAGGUAAACUGUCUCGACUGCGAGAGUAACGAUCCAUGGGGAGUCAAGAAGCUCAAGCCACUUCUUCGCCGACGAUAA